Homarus americanus (American lobster) is the source of this 345-nucleotide messenger RNA. Its product is annotated as RNA polymerase-associated protein LEO1-like. The transcript has a single exon. Bases 1 to 345 code for a protein of 114 amino acids. The record is from RefSeq and is a predicted model, not a curated record. NCBI's taxonomy places the organism in Eukaryota, Metazoa, Arthropoda, Malacostraca, Decapoda, Nephropidae.
AUGAACAGGAAAGGGAAAAAAGCAGCACAGAUGAACAGGAAAGGGAACAGUAGCACAGAUGAACAGGAAGGGAACAGUAGCACAGAUGAACAGGAAAGGAAAAGCAGCACAGAUGAACAGGAAAGGAACAGUAGCACAGCAGAACAGGAAGGGAACAGUAGCACAGAUGAACAGGAAGGAAAAGCAGCACAGAUGAACAGGAAGGGGAACAGUAGCACAGCAGAACAGGAAGGGACAGUAGCACAGAUGAACAGGAAAGGGAACAGCACAGAUGAACAGGAAGGGAACAGUAUGAAUGAACAGGAGAGGAACAGUAGCACAGAUGAACAGGAAGGGGAACAGUAG